AUGGAGGCAGAGUUCGGUACACGAGCAGAUAACCUUUGGAGUGACCAAACCCUUGAAGCUGAUCCUAAACUUCCUCCAGGAUGGAGGACUAUCCGUGACACUUCUGGGACUUAUUACUGGCAUGUGCCAACAGGGACCACUCAGUGGCAGCAUCCAAUGUACAAUCCAGAAAUACCUAAUAGUUUAGAUGCUAUUCCGGAAAAGAGAGUUCAUAGGCUGUCAAUCACUAAUGGUUCUCCUGCUCAGCCUUUUCCUGGCACAGCAUCUGCUUCAGACAGGAGGCCUUCUCUUCAAUGGCAUGAUGAAGAUUUAUUUCGCAAUAUCAAUGAACCAGGAAGUAAGAGCUUUGCUGUUCAUUGUCUCGGGUGGGUUGAAAUUCCAGAAGAAGAUCUGGCUCCUGGGAAGAGCAGUAUUACUGUUAAUAACUGCAUUCAGCAGCUUGCCCACACUAAAUGUGAUGGCAGCGACAUGUCAAAUGAGGGACAAAAUAUGGUUAUGAUUUUGAAGAAAGAUACAAUGAGCUUGGUGGAUCCAUUAGAUCACAGUUUAAUACACUCUCAACCCAUCAUCAACAUUCGAGUAUGGGGAGUUGGCUGUAAUAAUGGAAGAGACAGGGACUUUGCAUUUGUGGCUAAUGACAAAGACACCUGCAUGCUGAAGUGUCACGUGUUCCGUUGUGAUAUGCCAGCCAAGGCCAUUGCCAGUGCCCUCCAUGACAUGUGCUCCAAGAUUAUGGCAGAAAAAGCAGUGGCUAACAAUACCAUGACCCGCUCCGUUACCUUAGAGACAAUCUCCCCAGAAGACUUACCUGUACAAGUUGAUAUUCUGGAUACAGUGCGAGAGUCCAUUCAGAAAUAUGAUGUGCUUUACCUUGGCAGCUUGCCCGUCUCAAAGCCAAUGGGGAUGGAAGUCUUAAAUGAUACAAUCGAGAACAUGAUCAGUACUACCCUCAGGGAAGAGUGGACGGAAGCUGUCAUUGAUGUGACAGACACGGUGCUGACUGUAAACCACAGAGAGGCUGCAGAAGAGGAACUUCUCUGGCAGUGUCAAGUUCGCUAUGUUACAUUUAUGGGGGUUGGAAAAGACCCGCACACAUUUGCGUUAAUUGUGGAUACAGGCAAACAGUCCUUCCAGUGCACAGUGUUUUGGUGUGAACCAGAUGCUGGACAUGUAUCUGAGGCUGUGCAGGCUGCAUGUAUGGUUCAGUAUCAAAAAUGUGUGGUAGCCUCAUCAUCAAGGAUUAAGUCAAGAGGUGGACCUGGAAAAUCUUUCUUGAAAAUUAAGAGGACUGCAUCUGUUGACUCCCCAAUCUCUACAUUCAAUUCGGCAGGUCACACUCUUCAGAAGAACGGGGGAACAAGUAAAAGAAGAGGAGUCAUGGCUUUCUUUGAAGCAUUUAAGCAGAGGCAUGUCAGGCAUACUCCUUAGAGUAGGUAGUGAUGUAGUAAAAGGUCACCUCUUUUAGCUACUUGCCUGUUUUCUAGAUAUUUUAGAAUGUUGUUUUCCGUCAUUUCAGAUUGAAUACAUAUGUUUAUUAUAUCUACUUGACUACAGGCAAAUUCAGGUGCUGUAAUUCUAUAUGCUAUGUUACUAAUGUUAUAGUACACAAGAAAUGAUCAAUGAGCAUAGACUGUAGACUGUGGGUCUUAUGUAGAGUAACCAAGGACAAAAAGUGAAAAUUAAUUUGGGAGCAAUAUAAAAAAUAAAGUACCAAGCAUCCUUCAAUGAAGCAAUAAGAUCCUUGAGGUUCUCUCAAAAUGUGUUCUCCUUAACGUUGACACCCAAAUAGCUUUACUAUGAUCCCAUUGAUUAUUGGUUUAACUUUAUAAUACAUCUCUGUAGCAGGU
Bufo bufo (common toad) is the source of this 1847-nucleotide messenger RNA. RefSeq names its product amyloid beta precursor protein binding family B member 3 (gene APBB3). The record is from RefSeq and is a predicted model, not a curated record. Gene Ontology annotation, cellular component: cytoplasm; nucleus. Gene Ontology annotation, biological process: regulation of DNA-templated transcription. The transcript is spliced from 13 exons. NCBI's taxonomy places the organism in Eukaryota, Metazoa, Chordata, Amphibia, Anura, Bufonidae. Bases 1 to 1428 code for a protein of 475 amino acids. Gene Ontology annotation, molecular function: amyloid-beta binding; transcription factor binding.